GCGGGAGAGUCAGUGCGCGGCGAGGCGCGCCAGCUGCCGCACGUCAUGAUUCUACCCCAGGUGAGCGACGAUGUACCCAGACACUACCACUACCACCCCGUCGUUAACAGGACGACCGCCGAGAAUCAAUAACCUGACAGACGGGGAAGAAGACGCUCUGCCUGAAGACGCUUUCUCGCUGCUGUCGGUGCUCCUAGUUGGACUCCUCCUCGUGAUCCUGAUAUUCUUCUCCGUCGCCGGCAACGUCCUGGUCUGCGUGGCGAUCUACACCGAUCGUGGACUACGGAGGAUCGGCAACCUCUUCCUGGCCUCCCUGGCCGUCGCCGACCUCUUCGUCGGUGGGCUGGUGAUGACCUUUGCCGGGAUCAACGAUCUACUCGGCUACUGGAUCUUCGGAAUGUGGUUCUGCGACAUCUGGAUCGCCUUCGAUGUUAUGUGCAGCACUGCCUCUAUCCUGAAUCUAUGCGCCAUAUCACUCGACCGUUAUAUACACAUCAAGGAUCCUCUCAGGUACGGCCGUUGGGUAACCAGAAGAGUUGCCAUUGGCGGCAUCGUCGUCGUAUGGCUUCUAGCAGGACUCAUAUCCUUCGUACCAAUCAGUCUAGAUCUUCACAAAAAUGAUGAUGAACCCGAUCAAUCCAUGUCCGACGACGAGGAGCACCCUACGUGUGCCCUAGACAUUACACCCACCUAUGCGGUGGUGUCCUCUUGCAUAUCUUUCUACGUGCCCUGCAUCGUGAUGCUGGGUAUUUAUUGCAGGCUCUAUUGCUACGCGCAGAAACACGUGAAGAGUAUCCGAGCGGUGACGAAGCUGCCGGAUACCUCUAUGGCCAAGAGUUUUCGCUCGAAGAGCAGUCGCUCCAAGCCGCCGAAGCCGCAGACGAAGACGAAGCCAACCAGCCCUUACCAUGUGUCUGACCACAAGGCCGCGAUCACAGUCGGUGUAAUCAUGGGUGUAUUCCUGAUAUGCUGGGUGCCCUUCUUCUGCGUCAACAUCGUCGCAGCCUACUGCAAGACCUGCAUAUCUCACCGAGCGUUUCAGGUUCUCACGUGGCUCGGCUACAGUAACUCGGCCUUCAACCCGAUAAUCUACAGCAUCUUCAACACUGAAUUCCGAGAGGCGUUCAAGAGGAUCCUCACGAAGGGGGCACGCGCGCGAGGCAACCAGCCGUCGACUAGCGAGUGCGGCGAAUUCCGUUCAGUGGUGGUGCAGAAGCGGAACGGCUCCAUGAUCGAGUGUAACAUCAGUCCGAGGUCGAGUGCGGAUAGCUGCCAGGUCGGCGUCAUGGCUCAACGACACCGCGACACCAUCGUCAGUGCCAUAUAAACGAGCGCCCGACAAGCUUCCUCUCUCGACUCUUUCAGUCAUCUUAAACGAUCUUCUUUUCUGGAUCUCAAUUUCGCUGCUUGCCUGCGAAGUCGUCGCGGCUGCGUCGCCUUUAUCACUUCGCCGAUCUCGUCGAAGGGUUUGCGAUGCAAGAAUCUGGAGACACCAAAACAUCGUUCAGGGGGAGGGCAACGACAUUAAAACAGCACGAAUUAAAAUAUGCUUCGUGCAAGAGGAAUUCGAUCUUCAUGUUAAUCCUUUGCGAUCUUCCGCAUCGCAGAAGACAUAUCGAUUACGAAACAUUUUUCAAUUUCAGCAUUUACAGUCUUCGUUUGCUGUUUUAAAAUUCGUUUUGAAUCUGCAGUGAAAAGUCAUGACAGUCAUGGAUGACAGAUUACACGACUUCUAAUGGAACGAUCACUUAUUGCUAUUGUUUCGCACGAACUUGCGUCAAGUGUACAUAAAAUCAGCAUACGGCGCAUCGCUUGUAUACCAACAAGCGGAAUUUACUCCGGCGUGGUAAAGUUUAGUAUUUGCAUCCGCAAAGGAGUGAACCGCCAAACCGCCCGCCUGCUCAAAGAGAGACUGCAGCUGCAGUUGCGACGUUGUGCUCUCGCUAUACAGCCACUCGCGUAAGAUAAGCAUAACUGAGGACGUUGAUAAUACUAACAGCCAUAUUAUUGAAUCUCUCCUCAUCUAAUAUCAAUCAAUGUUCUAGUUAGCUGUCGUUGAUUUGGGCCGAGGACUCUCUCGCACCAAUGGAAAAAAAAAAUGCGUUGCUCGUAUUUCUUCGACGUCGGGUUCUAGAGAAGCAAUAUCAAUAAAUGUGGGAGCAAUGCAAAUUGAGACGUUUGCCGGAUAUUAAAAUGAGCACUUGGGCACGUCGUCACGAUCAGAUUACGAUUAACCGAUGAUAAUUACGAGUGACGCGCAAAUUUCUUCGAAGUGCGAUAUUUUUAUUGUACACGCAUCCUGCGUGUUUGCACGAUCGAGUAUCUUUCUCUUCUUCUUUUUUUUAUAUAGCGAAGGGGUGAAGGCUGUGGUGUUCGACUAUGUAAGCGCGGUAUUUCGCGAAGACAUCAAUCAUUGUAAUUAAGACAAUCACCGAAAUCCACUUCGAAACAUAUCCCGAAGACAUAAUCCACCGAAAUCGUAGUGCUGUCUUCAUUCAUUUCUUCAGUCGUUCUUAAAUUUUUAUUUAUUUAUUUAUUUUUUUUUUUUUAAGCAAACGACAGGCAUAGAGUGGGAUUUGUCGAUUAAUAGAAGAAUCCAAGUGUAGCGCUUAGGAUACUAAUCUUGUCAAGCAAUCUCUUUAAUGGAACAAUGUCGAUAGCAAUGUCGAUCUACGAUGUUAAAAGCUGGAUGUUACUCAAAAAUACUGAUAUGUUUCUAAAUAGUAACGUCUGUCGAAACGUCAUGGGAGAUAUUAUUAAAAAAAAAAAGGAAAAACUUUAAUAGCAAUAGGCAGAGAGCGGCGCGCGCGACGCGCUGCGCCAUGUGAACUAUAGAAUUCAUUUUCCAUCUUGUAAAUAGCCAUUUAAUUAUUUUUCUAUUUGACGGGCGCGAAGAGAGACACACGGCGAGACACUCUCGCAGAAAUGCGAAAUCUCUCGUUUAAUGGGCGCGCUCAUCGGAUGUAAGUAAUAAAAUCGUCGUCGAGCACCCGUCGAAUCUCAAUUAAAUUCUGCAUCACAUAUCCGAGUGGAAGGAAGUAGUCGCAAGCCAGUUUGGCGCUUGCGAAGAUCCGUCGAGCUUCCUUGAGCUACAUCUAUAUCUACGAUACAAAGCGCAUUGCGAUCCGGCGCGAGAGAGGAAUGUUACAAUACGAUAGUGCGUUGUAGACUACAGGUAAACGGUUGAAGGAACAACGUGGAACUCUCUAGCCGGCAGGACCUGUGCGCAAUGUUGAUGUAUACUACUAAUAUAUUCGAAUGACCGUUCUCUGUAAAUAUAUUAGACUAAGACUUCGACAAGACUA
Solenopsis invicta (red fire ant) is the source of this 3305-nucleotide messenger RNA. It is a transcript of the gene Dop1, whose product is annotated as dopamine receptor 1. Gene Ontology annotation, biological process: adenylate cyclase-activating adrenergic receptor signaling pathway. NCBI's taxonomy places the organism in Eukaryota, Metazoa, Arthropoda, Insecta, Hymenoptera, Formicidae. The transcript is spliced from 7 exons. Gene Ontology annotation, molecular function: G protein-coupled receptor activity. Gene Ontology annotation, cellular component: membrane. The record is from RefSeq and is a predicted model, not a curated record. The coding region runs from base 71 to 1327 and encodes 418 amino acids.